GUGACCAGUAACAAUCUAGAAUCUGUGGCUGACAGAGCACGAACAAAAAUCGAACGUGUUAAAAGACAUCUGGAUUCUGUUCCCGGAUCACAAGACCAUCUGUACUACUGCAAGCCAUGCUGAACAGCUGAUACUUCUCACAAACAAGUGCUGAUGUUUGCACUGGCUACUUAGCUGCAGUAUGUCAGAGGACCGAGGAAAAGAGUCUCCGUCUGAGAUGAGUCUUCCAGAGGAACAUGGCAAAACUUCAGAUUCAGAGUCUGUGAAGAGUGGCAAUUCAAAAGGUGAUGUACCAGACUCCAGUGUGGAAACACCAUCAUCACCUGCCAAAAGUGAAAUAUCAGGCUCAGGUGUUUUCAGCUGUGUGUCUAUAAAAAGUGUCCAGUCAAAAGGUGAUGGACCAAACUUAAGUGAGAAAAAAAUAUCAUCUGCCAAAAGUGAAAGAUCAGACUCUGAUGUUUUCAGCUGUGUGUCUGUGAAGAGUGACCAGUCAAAAGGUGAUGGACCAAACUUAAGUGAGAAAAAAACAUCUUCAACCAAAAGUGAAAGAUCAGACUCUGAUGUUUUCAGCUGUGUGUCUGUGAAGAGUGACCAGUCAAAAGGUGAUGGACCAAACUUAAGUGAGAACAAAACAUCAUCUACCAAAAGUGAAAGAUCAGACUCUGAUGUUUUCAGCUGUGUGUCUAUGAAGAGUGACCAGUCAAAAGGUGAUGGACCAAACUUAAGUGAGAACAAAACAUCAUCUACCAAAAGGGAAAGAUCAGGCUCAGAUGUGUUCAGCUCUGUGUCUGUGAAGAGUGACCAGUCGAAAGGUGACGGACCAAACUUAAGUGAAAAAACACCAUCAUCUACCAAAAG
This is a messenger RNA of Labeo rohita (rohu), 858 nucleotides long. RefSeq names its product vitellogenin-2-like. NCBI's taxonomy places the organism in Eukaryota, Metazoa, Chordata, Actinopteri, Cypriniformes, Cyprinidae. The annotation marks the transcript as partial. The transcript is spliced from 9 exons. The record is from RefSeq and is a predicted model, not a curated record.